Molecule: messenger RNA, 1626 nt
Organism: Eucalyptus grandis
Lineage: Eukaryota; Viridiplantae; Streptophyta; Magnoliopsida; Myrtales; Myrtaceae
Product: serine/threonine-protein phosphatase 6 regulatory ankyrin repeat subunit B-like
Exons: 3
Coding region: 1-1626 (541 amino acids)
Cellular component (GO): plasma membrane
Molecular function (GO): protein phosphatase regulator activity; protein phosphatase 1 binding
Source: RefSeq, a predicted model, not a curated record
AUGCAUCCUGAAGUGUAUGGGGCUGCAAAGUCAGGAGAAUUUCAUUCCCUGAUGAGAAUAAUUUUGGAAAAUGGAGAGGACCUUCUCCACCAAACAACGCCAAAGGGGAACAAUGUUCUUCACGUUGCGGCUCAAUUCGGGCAGGCAAAUUUCAUCCAAGAAUUUCUUCAAGAUCUAUCAAGAUCUUCCCUUCUUUGGCAAGGUAACUGCAAAGGGGACACUCCCUUACAUGUUGCUACUCAACUAGGAAGCCAUGAAAUGGUUCGAGUUUUUAUCGAUCGGGCGAAAGCAAUACAUCAACCUGAUGCAUACAAAGAGCUACUUAGGAUACCGAAUUCAGAUGAGGAUACCUUGUUGCACUUUGCAAUAAGAGGACGUUGCAAGGGGGUCGUGGAAUUGCUUAUUGAAGAAGAUCCUCAACUAUGUGAUAUUACUAAUGCUGCUGAUGAGUCCCCACUUUAUCUCGCAGUAGAUCAGAGUUUUUCGGAUAUCAUUGAGCUGAUUUUAUGUGCUUCCUCGUCGCCAUCCUCUCAUAAGGGCCCUAAAGGACUGACAGCUCUGCAUGCUGCGGUGCGCUGUCCACUUCCAGUUCAACUGCUCUUGCAACAUGAUACUUCUGUUGCAUACGACUUAGACAAAGAGGGGGAUUCAGCUCUUCACAUUGCAGCGUUUCAAGGCAACAUCGAUGUCAUUGACAAGCUUGUUACAUCCUGUCCUGAUGCUUGGGACAUAAUGAACUAUAAAAGGCAAACAGCUCUUCAUGCGGCUGUUAUCGGAGGAAAAGUAAAGGUAGUCAAGCACAUACUAAGGAUGCCAAACCUGGAGGACCUUAUCAACGAAAAAGACACUGAUGGAAACACAGCUUUGCAUUUGGCUAUGCGUCUUAGAAAAUACGAAAGCGCGUUGACACUUGCAAGAGACAAGAAGGUGGACCAUUUUGCCACAAAUAAGGAUCAUUUGACCGCUGUUGACAUUUUAUAUGAUCAGAAGGAGGAGGUAACGUACCGAAAUUUUCGAGUUUUUCGUGCAUUGCGAGAAUCUUGUAGAUUCCCGAAUAUACAAGACUUUGCUGUGGAAAAGAAAAAGACGUUAGACAAGCAAUUUUUGGAGGGUCAAUCAGCUGCGUCUAUAACCACGGGAAGCAAUUCAUCAUUGAAAAGCAUUAUCGACCUUGAACUACUAGUGGCAGCAUUCAUAGCUACAGCGACCUUUGCCGCGGCCUUCGCUUUACCAGGAGGCAAUAUCAAUGACGGACCCAACCAAGGAAUGGCGACUCUUGCUGGCAGGGCGGCUUUCAAAACAUUUGUGAUAACUAACACUAUAGCGUUCAGUUUCUCCACCUUGGCAUUGUUCUUACAAUUUGAUACUUUUGCGUUGAGCGAUCGUCGCAAGGUGAGAUUCACCGUCGAUGCCGCAGCUUGCAUUUACAUUGCAAUGUUCGGGAUGGUGCUAGCCUUUGCUUCUGGUACGUAUUUAGUUUUGACCAGAACCAUUGGGCUUGCAAUCGUUCCUUGGGUUAUAUGUGGAUGUCUCGGGAUUAAUUACCUCCGAGACCCCUUUAGUCGUUUUGCAACGCUCUGUAUAAAUCCCAGUGACGUCCUCCCGGAAGCCAAGGCGAGAUCAUGA